ACAUAUCUAAUUAUUGCUUAAAAAAAAAAGAAAAAAAAACACUAUUGGGCCUUGCCUCUUAUGGUAAAAAAAGUCUUUUAACAAUAUAAACCCUUAUUUUGUCUUCUUCUCUAAUUGCAAAACCUAAUUGUUCUCCACUUCUCCCAAUCUCUCGCAAAACCAACACCAAAACUGUGUCUCUUCUUCUUGAAGCUUGGACCACUUAUUUUGUUUUCUUCUCUAAUUCCAUUCAUCUCCAAUUUCUUGGUAAGUGGUAGAUUUAAAUUUAAUACUCUUUAUAACUCUCUUUUCUUUGAUGAAUAUUGUAGUGUUGUCUUGGUUUUGAGGGUUGUCAUUAAGUUGUUACUUUACUUUUCUAUCUACAUCUUUUAUUUUUAGAAUUGACUUUAUUUUUCCAUAAGAUUGUGUUAGUCUUUGUUAUGUUGGGACUUGUUUCUUUAAGUGUUUGAGUUUGUCUUAUGCUUGUGUUUUACCUUUGUGUAAAUUUGUUUGAAAAAUUGUGUUUUUGUUAGGCUGAAAAAUGGUUAGAGAAAAAAUAAUUGACUCAUUUUUUAAGAGGAAAAAUAGAGAUAAUGAAGAAGUAGAAUCAUUGCGUCACACAUCGGCAACAAACUCGCAUAUUAAUGUUGAAAGUGUUGAUAAAGAUGAACAACGAAUAGAGCCAUCUAGUGUGCAACUUGCCCAACCACCUCCUUGCAAAGCUCCAAGGAUCGAACAAGAAAGAAUUAAUAUUGAUAUUGAUACUUUGAUUCGCGAUCCUGGAAAACGUCCACUUAUAUGGAAUUAUUGUGUGAAUCAACAAGAUGAAAUUCGUAGGGCAUAUAUAAAAUUGGGACCAUACCAAAUUUUGAUGGACAUGUAUCCACUUUCUGGUCAAGAAGAUCGUCCUCGUCGAUUUCAAGCGCAUUGGUAUAAAGCUUUUCAUUGGUUAGAGUACUCACCGGAAGAAGAUGCUGUCUUUUGUUUUCCAUGCUAUUUAUUUUCUAAAAAGUUAAGUCCUUUUACUACAAAGGGAUUUAGAAAUUGGAAAAAAGUAAAUAAUGGAAAAGAUUGUGCAUUUUUAAAUCAUAUGGGGAAAAGUCCUAAUUCCUCACACAAUGUUGCUCUCAGAUGUUAUGAAGAUUUCAAGAACCACUCAUGCCACAUUGAAAAUGUUUUGUCUAAGCUAACUGAACAACAAAUAUUGAGUAAUAGGUUACGGCUUAAAACUACUAUUGAUGCUGUUAGAUGGUUAACAUUUCAAGCUUGCCCUUUUAGAGGGCACGAUGAAUCAUUGACAUCUAGAAACCGAGGUAAUUUCCUUGAAAUGAUUAAGAUUUUGGCUGAUUAUAAUAAGGAUGUAAAAGAAGUACAAAAAGAAAUUAGAGAAGAGAUUGGCAAUUCAAAGUUUUGUUUACUUGUUGAUGAAGCCCGUGAUGAAUCUAAAAAAGAACAAAUGGCGGUAGUUAUUAGAUUUGUUGAUAAGUCUGGAUAUGUCAAAGAGCGUUUCUUGGAUAUCGUACAUGUGGAUGAUACCACAUCAUCCACUCUUAAGCAAGGUAUUUGUUCAAUAUUAUCUCGUCACAAUCUUGACAUUCAAAAUGUUCGAGGCCAAGGAUAUGAUGGUGCUAGUAAUAUGCGCGGAGGGUUGAAUGACUUACAAGCUUUGAUUCUUCAAGAAUGUCCUUAUGCAUAUUAUGUACAUUGUUUGGCUCAUCAAUUACAACUUGUUCUUGUUGCGUCAUCUAAAGAAGUAGCCGAAGUUCAUACAUUUUUUCAAACUUUGAAUAAGAUUGUCAAUGUUGUGUGUUCUUCUUGUAAACGAAAUGAUGAGUUGCAAACUGCAUAUGAAAAUGAAAUUAUUCAUUUGGUUGAAAAUAAUGAGAUUGAAACUGGAAGAGGGGCUAAUCAAACUGGAACAUUACAAAGACCUGCAUAUACUAGAUGGAGUUCCCAUUUUAAUUCAAUAUGUAGUCUUUUACGCAUGUAUAAUGCAACUAUUUUAGUUCUUGAAGAUUACGCGGUUAAAGGAUCUAGUUCUGCUCAGAGAGGUGAUGCUAAAUAUUGUUUUAAAGCAGUGAUGUCAUUUGAAUUUGCUUUUAUUCUACAUGUGAUGAAAGAAAUAAUGGGAAUCACUGAUAAACUUUGUCAAGCUCUGCAGAAAAAAUCUCAAGAUAUUUUGAAUGCUAUGUGUUUAGUCUCUAGCACAAAAGCACUAAUUCAAAAGCUAAGGGACUUAGGUUGGGAUUCCGUUUUAGAAAAUGUCAAAGCUUUUUGUAAUAUCCGUGCCAUUUCAAUUCCUGAUAUGAGUGGUUCUUUUGCUGAUUUAAUUCGAUCUCGUCGUCAAGAGGAUGCUGUGACAGUUGAACAUCAUUAUCGGGUAGACUUAUUUAAUGCCAUCAUAGAUUUUCAGUUAAAUGAGUUGAAUAGUAGAUUCAGUGAGCAAGCAACUGAGCUUAUUACAUUGAGUACAUCUUUAAAUCCCAAAAAUGCAUUCAAGUCAUUUAAUGCACGUGACAUUUGCAGUCUUGUUGAGAAGUUUUAUCCAUCAGAUUUUUCUAUUCAAGAAAGGAUUCAAUUAGAAUAUGAGUUGCAACAUUAUGAGUUUGAGGUGCUUAAAGAUGUUAACUUUCAAAAUCUGUCCACUAUUGGUGACUUUUGUCAAAAAUUAGUUGAGACAAGUAAAUCAAAUUCGUACCCAUUGAUUGAUCGAGUGCUACGACUUGUUUUGACUCUUCCUGUGUCAACAGCAACCACUGAACGUGCCUUUUCAGCGAUGAAAAUUAUAAAAACAAGACUACGUAGCAAGAUGGGAGAUGAUUUUCUCAAAAGUUACAUGAUUGUUUAUAUUGAAGAUGAGAUUGCUGAAAAGUUCACCUCGGAUAUGAUAGUUGACGAGUUUGACAAUGUGAAACCAAGACGAUUAGAUCAUAAAAAGUGAAGGUUAGUUUUUAUUUUAUUUUAUAUUUGUAUGACUAUAUUGGCUUUGAAGAAUACUUACAUGUUCUUAAAUUUCUUAUAUAUGUAGUAGUGCAUUGAAAAAUUUACUUUUUCUAUAUACUAAAUUAUACUUUUGAGACUCGGUCCCCCCUAUGUUUAAAUCCUGGC
Messenger RNA from Trifolium pratense (red clover), 3087 nucleotides. RefSeq names its product zinc finger MYM-type protein 1-like. The transcript has 2 exons. The record is from RefSeq and is a predicted model, not a curated record. NCBI's taxonomy places the organism in Eukaryota, Viridiplantae, Streptophyta, Magnoliopsida, Fabales, Fabaceae. Gene Ontology annotation, molecular function: protein dimerization activity. The coding region runs from base 521 to 2920 and encodes 799 amino acids.